Molecule: messenger RNA, 2195 nt
Organism: Salvia miltiorrhiza (redroot sage)
Lineage: Eukaryota; Viridiplantae; Streptophyta; Magnoliopsida; Lamiales; Lamiaceae
Exons: 6
Coding region: 465-1958 (497 amino acids)
Source: RefSeq, a predicted model, not a curated record
ACGCAGCGAUCCCGCAUUCUUGAAAAUUGCAUUCCGGCCCCUCCCACGCCGUCCAUUAAUUCCAUUAAUAGCAAACAGCAACAACUCAUGCACCAGAUUCAUUAGCAUGAAAAUAUUGAAUUUUUUAUCCAUAUAUUUUUCCAUUAAUGUUUCGUAACACUCUGUAAGCUGCCGAAACAACCCAUAUUUGCAACAAACAAUUGAUGGGAGCAAAUGCAAUUAUUACUGUAUAAUAUAAUCUGUACAGCGACAGCAUCUGCUUGUCUACUUUGGUUUGUCAUUUUCCGCCUCAGAUUGAUGCAAUGAGAUUAUGAAAAUUACUCGCACGCGCAGUUCGCAAACAUUUGAGGUCGAAUUCGGAUGAAAGAUUGAAACUUGUGCCGUUGAAAUGGGGAGAGUUCGCUGUUGAAGAAUCUUUUUUUGGGGGGAAUCUAAUAGUAGCUUUUUUUUGUAGAAUUCUGUUGAUGUCUGAAGUCAACGAGUUCGGGGAUCUUCUUGAUGAGAGAGGUAACGGUGCGGCGGCGGGGGAGGUUGGGGACUGGAGGUUUCAGGCGGCGGAGUUCGCGAAGGGGGCGGCGGAGAUGAGCGUGGAGUUCGGGAAGGGGGUGAGGGAUGUGGUGAAGCAGACGGUGCUGAGGGAGGAUUCUGUGAUUAUGAAGAAGUUCAAGGGCCCUUGUCAGAAAUUGUUUGGGAGGUUGAGGUUUUUGAAUGAGUAUUUGCCCGAAGAUCGCGAUCCGGUUCACGCUUGGACCGUCAUUGCCUGCGUCUCCAUUCUUGCUUUUGCAGUCUUAACUGUAAAUACGACUCGAACUACGACUCCAUUGGUUAACAAGAUGAAGCUGCACCCUUCCACUGCUACCCUUAUACUGCUUCCAGACGGGAGGCGAUUGGCUUAUCAAGAACAGGGCGUCCCGGCUGAUAAGGCCAGAUAUUCAAUGAUAGUUCCCCAUUCGUUUCUUUCAUCCCGGCUUGCAGGUGUUCCGGGUGUCAAGGGUGCGUUGCUUGAAGAGUUUGGCAUCCGCCUCUUGACAUAUGAUCUACCGGGAUUUGGGGAAAGUGAUCCUGAUCCGAAGAGGGACCUUGAGUCCUCGGCUCUGGAUAUGCUGCACUUAGCGUAUGCUGUCAAUGUCACCGAGAAGCUGUGGGUGUUGGGCUAUUCGGAUGGAAGCAAGCAUGCUUGGGCUGCCCUGCAUUACAUUCCUGAUCGGAUUGCAGGUGCUAUAAUGCUUGCUCCGAUGGUUAAUCCAUACGAUCCAAGACUGAGCAAAGAAGAGAGCCGGAGAAUCUGGUGGAAAUGGACACUAAAGAGAAGGCUGAUGUACAUUUUAGCUCGAAAAUUUCCUAGUUUGCUUCCGUAUUUCUACCGGAGAAGUUUCCUUUCUGGACACCACGGUGAGGUAGACACGUUGCUCUCGGUCUCAUUAGCGAAGAGGGAUAGAGCUGUGGUUGAACACAGAAGCUUCCGAGAGUUCUGGCACAGGAACGUUGAGGAGUCCGUUAGGCAGGCGAAUGCAAGGCCGUUCGUUGAGGAAGCUGUCUUGCAGGUCUCGAAUUGGGGCUUCAGCAUUGGCAACCUCAACGGGCGCUACAAGUAUAAGGGUAAAGGCCUUCUUGCUUGGCUCAAGUCACUCUACACUCCUGCAGAGAAGCGAUUGACCGGCUUCCUUGGCCCGAUACACCUAUGGCAGGGAGACGAGGAUAUGAUCGUCCCUCCGUGGAUGAGCGAGUUCGUGCAACGGGACCUGCCGGACGCCAUCCUGCAUAAGCUCCCCUACGAGGGUCAUUUCAGCUACUUCUACUUCUGUGAUGAAUGCCAUCGGCAGAUUUUCACUACGGUUUUCGGACAUGCUCGAGGCCCUCUAGCCGCGAACGAGGAUCGAGCUCCGGUGGAAGAUGAAGUUCAAGAAAAUGGUGAAGCAAUCUGCAGUGAUGCAGCAGCAGCAGCAGCAAAGGAAUAGAAUGUGGCUGCAUUUGCAGAGGAAGAUGAUGAAUUGAGGUAAUUAAGAUUGUGGUUUUUGAUAGGGAGGAUAGAGUAUAUAGUGAAAAGCAGAUUAAUUCAUUGAAAUGAUAAAUAUAUAUAUUUUGGAUAGUGUUACACAGUUUCUCACAUACAUUAUUUCCAAGAUUUGUUGCAAAGUACUCCAUCCUUUUCUGAUUCAGUAAUGAGAGUUCUAUUUUGGAAUUCUAUAGAAAAA